UUUCUUGCACCAGGUCUGGAUGAAGUGGAGAGUAUCUACAUCUUUGCCGAUAACGAGAUUAUUGAGUAUGAUGGAGAGCUGGCCGCCGACACCUUGGUUGAGUUUCUUUAUGAUGUGAUUGAAGAUCCCGUGGAGAUCAUUGGCAACGACCGUGAGCUUAAGGGUUUCCACAACAUGGAUGAGGUCAUCAGGCUUGUCGGCUACUUCAAGAGUGAAAAAUCUUCUCAUUUCACUGAGUAUAAAGAUGCCGCUGAGGAGUUCCACCCUUUCGUCAAAUUCUAUGCCACAUUUGACCCCAAGAUUGCCAAGAAGCUGAAACUGAAGAUCAAUGAGGUUGAUUUCUAUGAGCCAUUUAUGGAUGAACCUGUCCCUAUUCCAGGAAAGCCCUACAUCGAGUCUGAGAUUGUUGAAUUCAUUGAGCAGCAUGAUAGGCCCACUCUGAGGAAACUUGAGCCUUACAACAUGUAUGAGAUCUGGGAGGAUGACAUUGAUGGAGAACACAUUGUUGCCUUUGCUGAGGAAGAUGACCCAGAUGGCUUUGAAUUCCUGGAAAUUCUCAAGGAAGUGGCACGUGAUAACACUGAAAACCCUAACCUCAGCAUCAUCUGGAUUGAUCCUGAUAAUUUCCCUCUGCUGGUUCCAUACUGGGAAAAAACCUUCCGCAUUGACCUCUCUUCUCCUCAGAUUGGUGUAGUUGAUGUUGAGGAUGCUGACAGCGUGUGGAUGGAAAUGGAUGAUGACGAUGACAUGCCAACAGCUGAUGAGCUCGAAAAGUGGAUCGAGGAUGUUCUGUCUGGAAAGAUUGAUCCAGAUAAUGAUGACGAUGACGACGACGACGAUGACGACGACGACGAUGAUGAUGAUGAUGAUGACGACGAUGAUGAUGACGACGAUGAUGAUGACGACGACGACGAUGACGACGACGAUGAUGAUGAUGACGACGAUGACGACGAUGAUGAUGACGACGACGACGAUGACGAAUAAAUGUUUUCUACUAUGUUUAAUUUCACUAUGAUUAAAACACAAAUGUAGUACCAGGUUUUUUCUAACAUCAUGUGGGGAAUCCCCCCCUCACAGGUUUCCUACUGGGGACAAAUGUUAUGACCUUACAGGGAACUUUUUGAUGUCAGUUAGAAAAGGAGAUUUUCAGAGAUUACUGUCUUUGCUGACAAACAGGUUGCAGAUUAAAAUGUUACAGUAUUUACUGUAUGCCCUUUGACUGCAAAAAAUGGUAAUGACUUCACAGUGAAUGUGAGUAUAGAGACAACUUAAUGUUAUAGACUGUGGUUCACCCAUUUCUCAUUUUCUCUAGUAUACUGUAAGCCUGUUUCUAAUGACAUGUUUUCUACUUGAGGACAAGAAACACUUUCUUGUAAAGUUUUUAAAGAAAAUAAAGGUAAAGAUACUCGACAGUCUUAAAA
Messenger RNA from Oreochromis niloticus (Nile tilapia), 1421 nucleotides. Its product is annotated as calsequestrin-1. Gene Ontology annotation, molecular function: calcium ion binding. Gene Ontology annotation, biological process: regulation of skeletal muscle contraction by regulation of release of sequestered calcium ion. The record is from RefSeq and is a predicted model, not a curated record. The annotation marks the transcript as partial. The transcript is spliced from 9 exons. Lineage: Eukaryota; Metazoa; Chordata; Actinopteri; Cichliformes; Cichlidae. Gene Ontology annotation, cellular component: Z disc; sarcoplasmic reticulum lumen.